Ascochyta rabiei is the source of this 2136-nucleotide messenger RNA. RefSeq lists its product as uncharacterized. Gene Ontology annotation, biological process: regulation of DNA-templated transcription; telomere maintenance via telomere lengthening. NCBI's taxonomy places the organism in Eukaryota, Fungi, Ascomycota, Dothideomycetes, Pleosporales, Didymellaceae. Gene Ontology annotation, cellular component: shelterin complex. The record is from RefSeq and is a predicted model, not a curated record. The coding region runs from base 1 to 2136 and encodes 711 amino acids. Gene Ontology annotation, molecular function: telomeric repeat DNA binding. The transcript has 2 exons.
AUGGCGGCGUCGGUGGUGUACGACAACGUCGCGGAGGGCGUCAAGCUCGAGACAGGUCGUUUGUUCGAGAGCAGAAAGUUCUGGGUCGCCCAGCACGUGCCCCACCGUAGUGCGCUGCUGGACCUGAUCAGAGCUAAUGGCGGACACAUUACGCUGCUGGAGAAGCAGGCCGACUGGAUGAUCGCAGACCAUUUUCGAAAGGGCUGCCCGCCUGCAUCGAUCAGCUACGAGUUCGUGCACAAGUCCGUCGCAAAGGGCGAGAUCCUCGACCCCAGCGACUUCCCAGCAGGGCCGAGGAUAGGCACGGCACGCGACCCUGGGUCUUUGGUCAGGCCUGCCAAGGGCGCGAGAAAUGCAUACACACCUGACGAAGACCGUAUCCUCUACAACUGGGUCAAGGAUGCCGCCGCCGCGGGCGUUGCCACCAGCGGGAACGAGCUGUACAAGCAGCUGGAGCAGAAGUGCCCGCGACACACAUGGCAGUCGUGGCGCGACCGCUACCUCAAGCAGCUUCAAGGUCGUCCCGCUUCUGCCUUCAGCGUCCCAGCUGACACGCCGCCUUCAGACCAAUCGUCGAGGGCGGACGAAGCACCUGUAGAAAAGAAGGAAGCGCUUGUCAAGGACAAGGAGCAAGUCUGGUCAACCACCGAGCCAGAGGCCUGCAUCAGCGAAGAGCAAGCUGCCAGCGAUGAGUACACCGUCAAACAGUUGGCCGCAACCUUCAGUACCGAGGACUGGGAAGAGUUGUAUGCUCUUGUUGACCACAUCGACAACCUCUCGAAAGACACCCUGUCCUACCAGGCCUCGUGGGCCAACUGGGCCAAAGAUAUGGAUAAUCAAACGGCCGCACAGUGGCAGCAGUACUACGAAAAGAUAGUCAGGCCACAGUGGUUGCGUGAUCCAGUUUCGAAGAGGGAGCGCAUCAGGAAGAGAGUCGAAGAGAAGCACCUGAACGAUAGCUCGAGUCCAAACAAGAGUCAGAGCUGGAGCCAGGCACAAGACAAGACGGUCGAUGCGUUGCAGACAGCACCAGACGCAUUGCGGUCCGAUUCGAGACUGGAGUCUGACUUGACUGCACAGCAUGAGACGCCGAAUUACAUCAGAGACGGCUACGAGUCGGCAUUCAAGCGGAUACGGGGCGACUUGGAUGAUGUCCCAGAGGCCGCAGAAGCCGUCCGGCCGGCAAAGAGGAGGAGGGUCAGCCUGUCUCCAACGCUCGUCAAGAUGGAAGAGCCGGUGGAUGUUGUCGGCACCCGAGAGCAGCCAUUGAAGAUCCCUUCCACUACGAGUUCCCGUCAAACAAGCGCUGAGCCGCAAUUAUCAGAGGUGACGCAUCCUCACGCGCAAGUGAUUGACGAAGCGGACGAUACUGAGAGCUUGUUGUCAGAAGACGGUUUUGCCCAUCCGCCUCGACCGCCAAUAGUGUUGCAAGACGAAGACGACCUCGAAAGCACAGCCUCCUCUAUCGACUUAGCACACAUCGCCCCUCUUCCUCGACCGCUCCAGGUCCCAGAGACUGAAGAAGACGAUGAACACCUUCCCUCCAACACACCCACCCCACGCGCCUCCAAAUACACCACUUUCGACACCCAAGCUAAUCUUUCCUCGCCCUCGCAGCUCCCACGCCCGCCCGUUGACUCCUCCCCACCACAUCAUCCCGAGUCCGACGCCUCAACCACCCAGUCCAUCGAGGAAUUCCGCCGAUCGCUGCUCGAAGACGACCCCUCGACGCAAACCGAACGCCGACUCCCUCGCCUCCCACGUCCCGCCUCACCAACACCAUCCACAACCUCGUCAGCAUCCAGCACCACCUCAGCGGACCCAGACGAGCCGCUCCUCGCCGACGAAAUCGACGACUUCUUCACCUCCCAGCACGCCGCCGGCUUCUCCGACGAGUUCAUCGCCAAAGCCCUCAAGCGGACACGUUUCCGCCCCGGCCUCGCCACCGCCGUGCUCGAAGCGUGGAAGCACGGCCUCCCUCUGCCGUCCCAGCGCGGUAUCUGGAGCGCCGAGGACGACGAGCAGGUCGAGCGCGGCGACGGACUUUGUCUUACGCGGCUGGCGGAGAAGCACACGCUUGACGGGUGGGGUGGCAUUACGGAGCGGCUGAACUGGCUGCGUGCGUGGCGGCAGUGA